Molecule: messenger RNA, 1066 nt
Organism: Morus notabilis
Lineage: Eukaryota; Viridiplantae; Streptophyta; Magnoliopsida; Rosales; Moraceae
Exons: 3
Coding region: 164-808 (214 amino acids)
Source: RefSeq, a predicted model, not a curated record
CAAAUGGCUGUUUAACGAUAAAGUGAUCACCAUAUUAUAAGUUAGUCAAGAAGGAAAUGAACUUCCUGGUGAUUUUGAGGAUAACCCGAUACCGAUUUCGCAGACUGAUGAAGCAGCCCAACCCGAAGUUUUGGAAGCUGGGAUUUCCCAAUAUGAGGUUGAUAUGAGUUCUGGUGCUGAAAUGGAGGCUGCAAAUGAAGAUCUUUUUAUUUUUGAAGCACCAGAAGUUGAUGCUUUAUCAGAGGGCACACAAAGUUCAGAAGUAGAUGUUGCAGUUGAUGGCAGUACAGAAAAUAGUUUCACCAAAGUGAAUAUGUUGGGAAUAGCCUUAUUUGUUUUGGCUCUAAUUGCUUGUACAGGCUUUGUCUUUGUGAGGAAAGGGAAUAACAACUCAACUUUGAAUGAUUCCGAUGUCAUUAAAAGUGAGAGAUUGGUGACUAAGAAAUUGGAUUCAAGUCCGACUCUUUCCAAGCACGGGAACACUUUUGAGGUGCAACCCUAUUCUUGGGACUGUUCUGGCGAGUCUUGUCCCUCGGAGAUGAGCAGCUAUCAGAACACUUCUUCUUACAACAACAAUACAAAAGGACUGAAUUCUCUUAAUGAAGCUUGGAGCUAUGAGAGGAAGGCCAAGAAGAACCAAAGGAGGGAAUCUAUGGCUUCGUCGAUGGAGUCCUCGAUGGGUUCACCGUCUUACGGAAGCUUCACGACCUAUGAGAACAUCCCCACCAAAUAUGGACGCGGAGAUGAAGAGAUUAUAACUCCUGUUAGGCGCUCCAGCAGACUCAGAAGCCAUGUCACGUCUCCGUGAUGAUUAACUAGAAGAGUAUUAGACUAAACGUUCAUUGUUAAUGAGCACCACUAUUUAGUACUAGUAUUAGUAGUUGUAGGAGGAGUUCGAGCUUGUUGUGUAACGUUGGUUGUUAUGCCUUGUCGUUAGGCUGUCUCUACUAACAAUGCUGUGUAUUUAAUCAGACACUCAUUGUGAUUGGCUGAUUUGUACUUCAGUAUCAUUCUUUGCAAUCUCACCAUUUUCUUUUAGUAAUGAAGAAAUCUCUGCAAAAUCUUU